AUGACUUCAGAUUCACUUUUGAUCGGAAUAGAUGUUGGAGGAACAAACACCGACUCUGUUCUUCUUGACCCAUCAUCAUUUGGGACUGAAAACAGAGGUGUGUUGGCAUUUCACAAAGCCGCUACCACAGCUGAUGUGUCGGAUGGAAUCUCAAGUGCACUCAACCAUUUGUUCGAAGACACCCACAAAUACAAGAAACUGGAUGUGCUUGCUAUCACGAUUGGUACCACCCAUUUCAUAAAUGCUGUUAUUGAGCAGGACACUGCAAGAUUGCAGCCAGUAGCGGUGCUUCGACUCUGUGGACCCUACUCGAAAGGAUCAUAUCCUUUCUCGGAUUUCCCACCGUCAUUGACCAGAAUUCUCAAAGGGUACGUGGGAUAUGUCAAUGGAGGAAACCGGGUGGAUGGUUCCAAGAUCCAGCAAUUGGAUGAGUCCGCCAUUUUAGAACACGCCCGGAAAAUCAAGGAUUUGGGAAUCAAGGCAGUGGCUAUUGUGGGUAUCUUCUCGAUUAUUGAUAAAACUCAAGAAAAUCGAGCAGUGGAGUUGGUGAGACUGGUCAUUGGUGAUGCCAACAUUGUUGCCUCGCAUGAGGUUUCAGGAAUUGGGUUUUUGGCUAGAGAAAACGCUUCCAUUUUGAAUGCAUCUAUUAUGGCAUUUGCUGGGAAAAUCAUUCAUUCGUUCACCACCUCGGUCAGAAAGCUGGGUUUCCACUGUCCCAUUCUCUUAACCCAAAAUGAUGGUACCGUUCUUACCAUUGAGGAAGCUCGCAAUGCACCAAUCCGAACAUUUUCGUCAGGAGCUACUAACUCGAUGCGUGGAGCUUCCUUCCUUUGUUCGAGGGAGGAGGCCACAAACGGAAAGAGUAUUAUGGUUGUGGAUGUGGGUGGAACCACCACUGAUGUGGGGCUUCUUCUUCCGAACGGAUUCCCAAGGCAAGUUUCCUCGCAUUCGGUAGUUGGAGGUGUUAGAAUGAACUUUUCCAUGCCCCACGUGGAGAGUAUAGGUUUGGGUGGAGGCUCCAUUGUCCGCCAGGUGGACGGUAAAGUAACCAUCGGUCCAGACUCUGUAGGCUCAGAUAUCAUUACUAGAGGACUUGUUUUUGGAGGAGAUACUACUACAGCAACAGAUGUGACUUUAGCAGCAGGUAGUCGAAGUGACGACCAGUCCUUCAAACUUGGAACCGUCCCUGUUGACAAGAUCUCUCAGAAGUUUUCAAAUGACUAUGUUGCUUCUUUCUCAGCUGCUUUGAAACAUAAAUUGGAGAUGGUCAUUGACCGAAUGCGUACUAGUCCAGAUCCACUUCCGGUGUUACUCGUUGGUGGAGGCUCGUUUAUUGCGCCAUUAGAGUUGGAUGGAGCAUCGGUUGUUUUACGACCCCCUUACUAUCAGGUUGCCAACGCAAUUGGUGCAGCUAUGGGUAAGUUAUCAGCACUGAUUCAAAAGAUCGAAAACCUCAAUCACAUGGGAGAAAAGGAGGCUGUUAUUGAUAGACUUACUAAGCAGGUUACUGCUGAGAUUGUUGCCAAGGGUGCUCUUGAGGAAUCAGUCAAGGUGGUGGACUUGAUGUACGAUCCUGUUCCAUACGUUGACAGAGCCUACUCUUUUGAGAUCAAGGUAGUUGGAGAUGUCGACUACGAAAGAGUGAGGGCAGCAUACAACAGUAUCACAAGUGAAACUAAAGCAGAAGAUGACGUUUAUGAAGGUUCUUCUAUUUACAAACAGUCCAAGGAUCUGAAGGAGAUUGUGGAUGAAGCAGAACUCAUUGAUCAUGAGUCUUACACUCCACUUGUAAAUGAGGAUAAAGAAUGGAUCAUAUCAGAAACCGAUUUGGAUUACAUUCGAAUUGGAACUUACAUACUUGGCUGUGGUGGAGGUGGAACACCAUUCCCAAUUUACCUUGAGAUGCGGAAUAUGAUUCGAGAUGGCGCUAUUAUCCGGGUUGUUUCUAUCGAAAAUGCCCACAAGAAAACAGAAGGUAAGGGCACUUACGUCUCGGUGGGAUUCGCCGGAUCUCCGACAGUAUCGGACGAGCAAUUGACUGGAGACGAACUCGUGGAUGCUUGUGACGCUUUAUUCAAGUACAUCAACCGGACCGCAGAUGGAGUGUUUGCCUUGGAAAUCGGAGGAGGUAACGGCUUCAUGGGUAUGUACCUUGGAUCGUCGACACAAUUGAACAUUCCAGUGAUUGAUGCAGACUUGAUGGGCAGGGCGUACCCCACUCAUAGUCAGAUUUUACCUUGUGCUCUCAACGAAGAGUCCGUAUUAGAGAUCACCUCUGUUUCAGAUGGCAAUGGCAACAAAUUCUUGAUUACUCUGGCUCAAGAUGAUACAUACGUGGAAAAGAUGAUGAGGGCGGCCUUGUCCCAAGUCGGAUGCCAUGUUGGAGUUGUCAACACGCCAAUGACUUCUGAUGACUUGGUAUCAGAGACAGUUCACCACUCUAUUUCGACAGCUUGGAGAAUUGGCAAGGCUGUGAAUCUUGCUCGGCAGAGAACACACUUUGACCAAUUAUCCAAAUACAUCUUGAACAGUGUUGGAGGUGCGAGCGCUGGACGAGAAAUUUUUGCUGGCAAGAUCAUUGGUGUGGAGAAGAAGCUAUUCAUGGGACAUGUUUAUGGAGAGGUGAUUAUUGAGAAUGAGAAUAAGGACAAGUUGAAGAUACCUUUCAAGAACGAGAAUAUUGUUGCUGAGUUGCAGAAAGCUGGUUCUAGUGAGUGGGAGACCAUUUGCUCAGUUCCAGAUUUGAUUUCUGUUUCGUAUGCUGACAGUGGAGAAGCAUGUGGAACUCCGGAUUAUCGGUAUGGACUCAUGGUGUUUGUCAUCGCUUUUGCACCCAAUGAUCUCUGGAUUAGCACCGAGAAAUCUUUGGCAGUUGGAGGACCCAAGGGUUUUGGUCCUGCUUUCGAGCAUAUUGAAUACAAGCCUGUGGGAAAAUACUACAAACCUGUGUCUGUUAUUGAUGAGUACUACAGAGGCUGA
Messenger RNA from Sungouiella intermedia, 2979 nucleotides. Lineage: Eukaryota; Fungi; Ascomycota; Pichiomycetes; Serinales; Metschnikowiaceae. The record is from the annotation of a GenBank genome assembly.